Molecule: messenger RNA, 2075 nt
Organism: Cuscuta epithymum
Lineage: Eukaryota; Viridiplantae; Streptophyta; Magnoliopsida; Solanales; Convolvulaceae
Source: the annotation of a GenBank genome assembly
CGAACAUAGCUUUAAUGCCACCUCCUUAAAACUAUGACAGAGAUUUAGUGGAAGGCAAAACAUGGUGUUCCUUCUCUCUAAAAAUCCACCGUCUUCUUGAGUUCACUAAUGGAAUUCCGGCACUGCACACCACGCCGGAAUAAUCCUGUCCUUCUCAAUGAAGAAUUUUACUACACUCCAGAGACCGACUUCUACGACGGGAACAACGAAGAAAAUCAACUCCCUCAACGGUAUACGCAACCCCAGCCCAAGCCAAUACACAACAGUUCACGUUGAACGGAACAACCUCAUCUAGAGCAGGUACUCGCUUCCAACCAAAUUCAAUUACUCAACACCAUUUCAGACCCCAAAACGGGCGUAGAGCCAUAUUCGAUCCUAAUCCGUCUCCUGCUAACCGCCUAAAGGAUUACGCUCAACCAAAUCUGAUUCCUCAAAACUUGCGUAUAGCCAGAUUUAAUCCAAAUAGCAGGAAUCGGUCUCCUUCUCACUGCCUCAGAGAUUACUCCCAUCACCAUUUCAGACCUCCAGCCCAAUAUAAAACAGAAUAUAAAUCAAGAUUUGUCCUCACAACAGGGCCAAGCCGAUUACAGCGACGACACCAUCAGCAUCGACAGACAACGCCGAUCUACCAAACACAAUCUGGGGAAACAGAUGAAGGAUGGCGCACGGUCAGCUACAAGGGACGGCGCAGCGCACUUCUUCCCAACCAACGAUUCAAGGCGUCUCAGAGCCUUUACCCAGAAAACAACCGGUUCUCUCGUCUGAGAUUUGAAGACGACGAAUUAAUCCCACCCCAACUCUUCGAAUCUGAAAUUCAUUCAGAUAACUUGUCCGAUUUCAACAUCAGCCAGAGGAUUAAAAAGAAUCAAAACAAAAAGGCGAUAGGACUCGCAAGAACCCGUGCCUAUCAGCGUCGGCGUCGGAGCUAUGGAUUACCAGUACACGACGGCGGAUGCAGACUGGAGAUUACCACGACAGAUGACCCAUCCACCUCCGCGCCAGGCCCUGCAGCCGACAUACCCACCUGCGGCACUCUGUACAGCGUGGAGACACAAGGUCCAGGAUCCCUCCAACCCUUCACAUGGGCAGAUGUGGUAAGGUCCCAUACGUACAAACAAAGUGACACCGUACUUCCACUCUCAAGUCUAAGGGAUACUACACUAAAAGAAAAGUCAACCAAAUCCUUAGCACUUACGGACCCGACUGAAAGAGUUUCGGCCUCAAGAGAUGAUUUACCCAAGGUAGAUAAAUUUAUGUUCUAUGGAGAAGAAGGUUUUGAUUCUAUCAAGAUUGGAUCAAAGAUCUUUAGAUUAGCUGCCAGGAAAAAUGAUAUGGUUAUUUUUGAAAUUAAAAAAUCCACACUACAGAGGAUUGAUUUCAAAUUAGAGCUUGCACCUGAGAUCUAUAGUUUUAUCCACCAACUCACAAGCUCGGAAAAUUUUUAUCGCGGAGAGAGCAGAAAAUUCGGACCUAUCACGGUCUCAUCGGAGCUCAACGAUUCAGGUUGUUAUGUUAGGAUUGCAAAAGAAAGGGGGAGCUCAAUUCUAGUCCCCAUAGGCCCACACAAUUCAUAUCUCAAUGACUUUUUGAGAUUAUUUUCCAACUUUGUUGGAUUAUCUUAUAUAGAGCAGGAGGCUCUCACGCAUUUGGAGCAUGAAUCUACGCCUACUGAGGAUAUAACUAUUUCCAAAUUAAUAUUCAACUAUGAAGUUCAGAAAGCUUAUGGCGAGAAGCAAGACCCCCUCUCUUUUGAGAAACAGCCACAAAUUCCACUUAUUCAGGCGUACUCUGAUGCCUCGGACAACUUUGAUCAUUCUGAUGACUCUUACUUUUCAGACGAUUUUCUAGGACAUGCAACCGAAAGUGAUUGUCGCCCUCCUAUAUCAAACCGGGAGGAAAUUAAGAACUCCAAAUUCAACAGAACAAUUUGUCGUAAAUCAAAGCUCGUCACCUAUGAAAACUGUCUGCCAACAGACAACCUGAACACGCAACUAAAACUUUACAGGAAAUCUCAGCAAAACAAAAGGCGACAUAGCAUGAGAACUAGAUCGCAAUCCAGAGAUUUCCCUUGGGUC